Messenger RNA from Miscanthus lutarioriparius, 1074 nucleotides. The record is from the annotation of a GenBank genome assembly. NCBI's taxonomy places the organism in Eukaryota, Viridiplantae, Streptophyta, Magnoliopsida, Poales, Poaceae.
AUGGGUGAGCCCUCGCCGGAACGCGAGGCCCGAAGGGAAGCAGAUAGAUCGGGAAUCCUUGAAGACGAUCCAAUCGGUUCGUCGACGGGGUCGUUAUCUGCUGUUCUCGCACGAGCAGGAGGUGGUCCACCGGCCGGAGCUUCUUGGCCCGGCGUGGGUCAUGGCGUCCCCCCGGCCGGUGGAUCUUGGCCAGGCGCAGCAGCUCGCCCGCCCCCGGAUGGCGGCUGCUGGCCCAGCGCGGCCGCAUCCGCGCCCCCGGCCGGCGUUGGCUGGUCCGGCGUUGGAUGGCCCAGCUCGUCCUCUGGCGCCGGCUGGCCAGGCUCAUCCUCUGGCGUGCCCCUGGUCGGAGUUGGCUGGCCCAGCUCGUCCUCUGGCGCGCCCCUGUCUGCUGGCACGUCGUCUGCCGGCGACAGACUUGGUUGGCAGCAAUGGAAUGUUACAACGACUGCUCUUUUCGGUCCUGAUUGGAGGGAGACGAGGACACCUGAACGAGUCGAAGAUGACUGCGUCGAAAUAGUGGGCUCUGGUGCUCCUAGCCGUGGUGGCCGAGGUGGUCGAGGUGGACGCUCACAAAAGCCUCCUGCUGUUCCUGCUGCCCCCCACCGGACACUGUCGAUCAAACCGACUCAAGUUCAUGAUGGUGAAUUGAGCUUAGAUGCCAUGUUAUGCUUUGUGAUAAUGUAUAGUGAUCAUGGUCCAAGCGAGGCCGAUUGGUCGGAUGAAAAUACUAGGAUAGUUUGUGAGAUUUUUGCUGAUGAAGUACAAAAGGGAAAUCGGGCAAAUACUCACUUGAAUAAGGCUGGGUACAAGAAUGUCAUUCAGAGGUUCAAAGAAAGGACUGGAUGUGAUUACACUAGACUGCAGUUCAAAAAUAAGUGGGAUAGGUUGAAAGGUGAUUAUGCUAUUUGGAAGAAACUCUCCAACCAUCAAACUGGUAUUGGAUGGGAUGAAUCGAAAAAGAACAUUCGGAUGCCAGAGGCUUGGUGGAAGAAGAUUAUAAAAGAAAUCAAGGGGAGUUCUAGGUUCAAGCAAAAGAGGGCUGCAGAAUGUGGAGCAGUUGGAAAUUAUGUUUGA